This is a messenger RNA of Sycon ciliatum, 3078 nucleotides long. RefSeq lists its product as uncharacterized. The coding region runs from base 310 to 2013 and encodes 567 amino acids. Lineage: Eukaryota; Metazoa; Porifera; Calcarea; Leucosolenida; Sycettidae. The record is from RefSeq and is a predicted model, not a curated record. The transcript has 9 exons.
UCGAGAGUACAUAACCCCGUGCACUCGCGAAUCCUUUCUAAGCAUAUGCGAUGACCUCUUUUGUCUAACCCCUGCCCUGGCCUGUUCUAACUAACUUACUUGUUGCAGGUUCUCAAAAAUAUUAGAUCUUGCUUGCUUCCUAUCAAGUAUCAUAGCCCACAGAAUGGUGUGUCCGGAGUGCCUUUGACUGAACUCUGAAGUCGAAGUGCCUCUAGCUCUGUUACUGUGCGUCUGACUGAACACGUCUAGCUCGACCGACUCCAGCCUGAGGGCGCAGACCAGUUGUGCGUGCCUGCGUUCGUUUUCAACAUGGCGUCGACGAACGAUCCAGCCUUCACCGGCUACCUCACAAAACAGAAUAACAAGGCCUCCUAUUUCGUCCUGCGCGAAACCGACUGGGAGAGCGGUGAGAUGAGUCGCCUGGACCGCUACAAGGAUAAACGUACCUAUCAGGCACAUGGCCCGCCAAAAGACUCUUUGCCGAUGGCGGCCAUCGAGGCAGUGGCGUUUGUCGGCAAAGGAGACCCAUCCAAGGCACAGGCAGACUCGGAUGACCUGGAAGGUGAUGGCAGGGCGCUGCAGAAUCCACAGGGCAGAUUCGUAAUCUCGUUGAAGGCGUUCGGCAAGUCCGAUGACGGACUGUACCCGGUCUUUGCCCAUUCUCCGGAAGCGGCGAACGCCUGGAUAAGUAUACUGAAGGACUUCUCCUCCGGCAAGCCAUGCAAGCACAGACUAGGUUUCGACCAUGUAUGGCACGGUGUGGAAGUAAUGCAACUCGGCGAUAUCUGGAACACGGUGUCCAAAGUCAAGGCCCCGCAUUCCCUGUUGCUCAACCGAGAGGGGUUAGCUCUGGCUUUGCCACGUCGCAAGGAUCCCAUAUUUUGCUGCCCUCACUCAGCGAUACGCAGGGUCUCCAGCCAAGACAAGCAUCUAGUUGUGGAAUUCGGCACAUCUGCAUCGUGUGGAGAAGGAAGACUGUUCCUGCUGCCUCCUUCUGGUGAAUCUACAGCGGAGUACAUCUUUCGCAUGAUCAAUAGUCAACAAAGGAGUGAAUCAUUCGCAUCACAACAAACGCGUGGGGAUAGCCAGCCGCAGAGGAAUAGCUUCCAAGACGGCAUAGUUAAUUCGAGCGGACGUCGACAUUCAUCUCGUGGACGCUUGGCGCCCCAGCGUCAAGAGGGUUCAUCUUCUUAUGAAUCCAUGGUGCAUCCACGCACCAAGUGUGACUCUGGUCAGAGCCGGUCUGGCUCCAAGAGUUCCUCCGCCAGUGCUAUUUCCGGUGGCUCUCGCGGUCCAGCCACAGCUGAAGGCGCUGGUGACUGUUAUGAAGUCAUGUCAAGAUCUAGCACGUCUACUUCUGCCGUUUCUGCUGCUGUUUCUGCUGCUACUGAUGUGGAUCAUGGCGACGAUGAGGACGUCUACACGGACAUGGGGCAUGAGUCUCGGGCACAAAGCCGCAAGUCAGGAUGCGACGACGACGACAUGUACACCACCAUGGAUGGGGCUCAGUCGCACAGCGACAAGCCAGGAUAUGCUGUUCUCAACGUUAGCAAGCCUGAGUCAGUACGUGAGGAUCUGUACAUGAACACAACUGUGCGGUCACCAGGAGCAGCUGAUCUGCCAGCACCAGCCAAGGCAGCCGUGCUGUCAGUCGCAACAGCCGCAGCAGCGGCAGCAGUGCCAUCAGCAGCAGCCGCCGCAGUGCCAUCAGUAGCCACAUCGGCAAAUGUGUGUGAGCCUGAGGAGCUGCUGUAUGUGAACAACGUUUCACCUGCACUACCAGCGGAGAGAGUAGUUGAGCCAGCACCAGUCCCAGCAGCAGUAGCAUCACCAGCAGUCCCGUUAGCAGCAGACACAUCACCAGCCAAAGCAGCAGCAGCAGCCAUGCCGUCAGAAGCAACGGAGUCCCAGGCGUGUGACUCCCAGGAGCAGGAUGAGGAUGAGGAGGAGGAACUUUACAUAAACAACGUGUCACCUGUACUAUCCGCAGGAGCCAUAGAGCUCCACCAUUAGCACCACCAACAGUGCUCUCACCACCACCAACAGCAGCAGCAGCAGCAGCAGCAGCAGCAGCAGCAGUGACUUCAGCAACAGCAACAGCAGUAUCGUGAGCAGCAACAGCAGCCUUAACCAUCUGAAGAAACGGUGUCUGACAUUGCGCUGAUUCCAACUAGGGAUAUGUACUGUUUCAACAUGCUAAAGUAGGACCUGUAAGUUGUUUAGCUCUCCAUGCAUGCAUGUUACAUGUACAUACAUUUAUACAUACAGUAGCUGGCGGUAUCUUCUCUGUCAUCUUACAACCAUGCUCAUACAGAUGUCCACACAUGCAUGUACGUACAUUUAUACAUACAUACAGUAGCUGGCGGUAUCUGCUCUGUCAUCUUACGACCAUGCUCAUCCGGAUGUCCACACAUGCAUGUGCAUACAUGUAUACAUACAUACAGUAGCUGGCGGUGUCUUCUCAGUCAUCUUACGACCAUGCUCAUACAGAUGUCCACACAUGCAUGUACGUACAUAUGUACAUUUAUACAUACAUACAGUAGCUGGUGGUAACUUCUCUGUCAUCUUACGAGCAUGCACACGCGGAUGUCGACACACGUCUGAACGCCCUGAACACACACACACACACACGUACAUGUACACACACAUGCUCAUACUCACACACACACACACGCACGCGCGCGCGCGCACACACACACACACACACACACACACACUUCUGGGGCCUCAUUUGUCGUCUUUCCAAAAAGUAUAGUCGGUGGAUGUAGCCAUAACAUGUAGGAUGCCUACAGCAGUGAAAACUGCAGCUGUUAAUUAAUACAGUCAUGUGUGUUUCAAUAGCUGCUGUACAUUCACUGAAGACAAUAAUUCUUAUUUUUGCAUUUUUCUAGUGAAACCAGAAUCCCAUCGUUUUACUGAUAUUUCUUGCCUCCAUGAUGUUACUUCUAGCAUUUAUAGUUUUCUUUUUGCAUAUUUGUUUCUUCGGUCAGCUCUGGGUCUCAGGGCCAUGCACCAGGAUGUGGUGGAUAUUCAACAAGUUGUAUAUAGCUGCCAUGUGUACAAAUAUGUAUGUCUGUA